Molecule: messenger RNA, 1329 nt
Organism: Plasmodium cynomolgi strain B
Lineage: Eukaryota; Apicomplexa; Aconoidasida; Haemosporida; Plasmodiidae
Product: ribosomal processing protein
Exons: 2
Coding region: 1-1329 (442 amino acids)
Biological process (GO): maturation of SSU-rRNA from tricistronic rRNA transcript (SSU-rRNA, 5.8S rRNA, LSU-rRNA)
Cellular component (GO): small-subunit processome; nucleolus
Molecular function (GO): protein binding
Source: RefSeq, a predicted model, not a curated record
AUGGAGGUGAAGAUCCUGCACAGGAACCCGGAGGAAUACAAAAACAACCCGGGGGCCUCCACAUACAAGCAUAGCAGAAAUGUCGACUCGAACAUUCACCUCUUCCAAAGGGAAAUAGAAUAUAAGAGGGCCCUAAAUGCAACAAAAAUGGAUAAAAUUUUUGCAAAGCCUUUAGUGAAGUGUUUAGAUGGACACGACGAUUCAGUCCGAUCACUCUGCGUGUCAAAUAAGUCAUUAACUGAUCUGUACAGCGGCAGUUGUAAUGGCUUCAUUAACAUAUGGAACGUGCUCAAUAAAAGGUUAAUUAAAAAAGUGAAGGCCCACGAAGGGUUCGUGAGGGGACUGUGUGUCAGUCAUGACGAAAAAUUUCUCUUCAGUUGUGGCGACGACAAGUAUAUUAAGCAGUGGGCUAUCGAGAAGGGUAGGGGGGUGAGCGAGUUGGGCGUCCAGGAGGAUGCCAGCAGCUUCUCCGCUGAAAACGGCAUUGGUUCGAACAACUUCAGCGCAAACAGCGGUAGCCAACACCUGGAUGUCUGGGACUACUACAGAAACAAUGCCAUAGCUAGUUUCGAUUAUAACAGUGAGUACAUAUAUUAUGUGAAGUUCAAUUAUGCACAGAGGAACCUAGUGGGGUUAACUCUUUCGGAUAAUUCUGUAGGGCUAGCUGAUAUAAGAGCUAAGACGCCUAUCAAAAAAAUAUUUUUAAAAUACAGAUGCAAUUCCCUAAGUUGGAAUAAUAUGAACCCAAAACAGUUUGUGGUGGCGAAUGAGGACUCCAACCUUUACACCUUUGACAUGAGGCACUUAAAAACUGCUACUCUUGUGCAUAAAGGGUUUGUAAAUGCUGUGUUGGAUGUAGACUACUCUCCAAUUGGUGACAAAUUUGUUGCUUGUUCUUAUGAUAAGACAGUUAGAUUAUUCAAUAGCGAUGAAUCAAGGAGCUAUGAUGUGUACCACACAAAGAGAAUGCAACAUGUACUAUGCUGUAAGUUUAGCUUAGACACCAAGUAUAUCUACACCGGAAGCUCAGACAUGUGUAUUCGUAUUUGGAAAUCUUGUGCUCAUGAGCCAUCUGGUAUUAUGUCCAACAAGGAAAAGCAAGCCAUAAACUACCGAAACAAACUUAAGGAGAAAUAUUCAUCGCUGAAGGAAAUUAGACGCAUUAGGGAUCACCACCAUGUCCCUGCGCUCAUCAAAAGCAUGUCCGACAAAAAGAAGGUGAUGCUGGAGGCCAAGAAGAGGCGCGAGAAUAACAGAGUCAAGCACUCCAAGGACCCAGACCAGCUGCCCAUUCCGGAGAAGAAAAAAAUAUUCGUCACGGAGCAGUAG